UAUAGUAGUGUUAUUUUUGUUUCAUAUGUUACAUUGAUUUAUUAUUUAUCUUUUUCUAUAGCUUAUAUUGAUGGUUUUAUCAAUUGCUAACACAAGUUGAUCUUGUUGGAAAUCUUAAAUUUGUGUUCAUGGUGGAAUUUUGAUGCCAUACACUUUAUGAAUGUGGCUAUAACCAAUUUGGUUUAUGUUAGAGUACAGGAGAAUAAACAACCAAUUAACAGGAACUCAAAGGAAUGGUAUUGAUAACCAAAACCAAAGUAACAUCUGUUCUUCUUCUCCCCAAGUGUUCAGCGCCGUUUUGAUUAGGAAACCAAAUCCUAGAUGCUGCCUCUCAUGAGGAGGAGGAACCCUAUAAUUUCCUAGACCAAGAAAAUCCCAAGAAAGGAGCCUGGGACCUAACUAAUUAAACCCUGAAUAACCAUUCAAUAAAAGAAAAAGAAUAACUAGAUAGUAAGAAAACCAGAUUAGCUGUGCUUGCACUCUUCUUUCUCCUAAAAAAGAUCCUAUCCUCCUUCCAAACAGCUUUGAGGACACAAGGCUGAAGUUAGGAAACUGCCCAAGGAUUCUGCCUCAUCCACUUAAGUCACUCGAUUUUCAUUCUUGCCCUUACAAUCAACCCCUGUGAUUACGCAGCAUACACUUUGGCAUGAAAUUUGUCAGUAACGUUCCUUCAGCAAGUCUUCUUCCACGGAGUGAUCACCAAUGAAAAGUUGCGAGACAUGGAAGACCAGAUGCAACUGAGACCAUUCUGGCAAGUGCUAACAAUAAGAUACUGAUUGCAAAUGCUACACCAUCUCAAUUGGGGCCCCUAAUACGUAGUACCAAUUUUGCGCAAGUGCGACUAAACAGGGAGUGCUGCUCAUAGGGUGAAGUUUCUGAAAUUCAUUUUGCCCCACCAUAAACAAAGUAACAAACUGCACGUCACGACGGUGUUUGUUCGACCCCAAAACCAAUUUACAUUGAGCCCGACACUGUAGCUAUAAGGCUGCACAGAGAUAGGUGGACACUUGGUUUAAGGGGUAUCUUGUGGUUCACCCUCUCUGCCAUGGAAGGCUGUUGGAGGAAGCAUCACACAAGGAAACUCUUCCAUUUAAGCAAGUGGCAGGCAGAAUAAAAACAAUGCUGCCAAGCUCAAAAUGUAGCAAUCCACCUCAAAGCAGUUCUCCGAGGUGCAACUUCAGCUUCGGAUAGACUCCAUCAGUGGCAGCUCUUGCGUCCUGUCAAUUGUAUAUUUUUUACGGCCGUUUUUGAAAUAAAACAGUGGCUUACCCCACUAUCCACCAUAACCACCAAUGCUGAUCCUAUCUUCAUCUUCUUAUAUUGGGCCCCAUCAACAACUCUACUACCUGAAUGGCGGAUCCUUGGUGCUUUCCUCAUUUGGUUGAUUUGACUGUUGGAAGAAAUGGAGCGGUUUGUCAAAAAGAUCGUUGAUUUGAUGCGAGAGGAGUCGCUUUUCUCGUGGCAGGGUGGUCCAAUAAUUAUGCUGCAGAUUGAAAAUGAAUAUGGAAAUAUUGAAAGCUCUUAUGGCUCUGAAGGAAAGGACUAUAUGAGAUGGGCUGCUAAAAUGGCAGUUGGACUUGGUGCUGGCGUUCCAUGGGUCAUGUGCAAGCAAGUUGAUGCACCAGAUAAUAUAAUUGAUACAUGCAAUGGAUACUAUUGUGAUGGUUUCAAGCCAAAUUCCAACAACAAGCCAAUUAUUUGGACUGAGGAAUGGGAUGGAUGGUAUACCUGUUGGGGUGACAGAGUUCCCCAUCGCCCUGCACAAGACAUUGCGUUUGCAGUCGCUCGCUUUUACCAACGUGGGGGAAGUUUUCAGAAUUAUUAUAUGUAUUUUGGUGGAACAAACUUUGGCCGAAGUGCAGGAGGGCCAAAUUAUAUAACUAGCUAUGAUUAUGAUGCUCCACUUGAUGAAUAUGGACUUCUUAGGCAGCCUAAAUGGGGACACUUGAAAGAUUUACAUGCUGCCAUAAAGCUUUGCGAGCCUGCUCUUGUUGCUGUUCGUACACCUAAGUAUAUCAAAUUGGGUUCCAAGCAGGAGGCACAUGUCUACCAGGAUAAGGGACAAAAGUGCUCAGCGUUUCUUGCUAAUAUUGAUGAACAUAAUUCUGCUAUAGUAAGAUUCCAGAAACAAGCUUACACUUUACCUCCAUGGUCAGUGAGUAUUUUGCCGGAUUGCAAAAAUGUUGCCUUUAAUACCGCCAAGAUUGGUGUGCAGACUUCAAUUAAGACUGUUGGAGUUGAUUCUACUGCUUAUCCAAAUGACCCUUUGCCUCUUAAAUUGAUGGCACCGUAUGAAGUUGAAUAUAUUUCGAAAACCUGGGAGAUUUUUAAAGAGCCGAUCGGUGUCUGGAGUGCCAGCAACUUCACAUAUCAAGGCAUUCUGGAGCAUUUGAAUGUAACAAAAGACAAGUCAGAUUACUUAUGGUAUACGACCAGAAUAUAUGUUUCUAAUGAGGACAUUCAAUUUUGGGAGGAGAAUCAUCUCAGUCCUGUGCUUACCAUUGAUAGCGUGCGUGAUUUGGUCUAUAUAUUUGUCAAUGGACAAUUUACAGGUAGUGCAAGAGGGGAAUGGAUAAAUGUAACUCAGCCUGUUGACCUGAAUGAAGGAUAUAAUGAUAUCCUGCUGUUAUCUCAAACAGUGGGCUUGCAGAAUUAUGGUGCUUUUCUUGAGAAGGAUGGUGCAGGUUUCCGGGGUCAAAUAAAGCUAUCUGGGUUUAAAAAUGGAGAUCUUGUUAUUACUGAAUCUAAAUGGACUUAUCAGGUUGGGCUAAAGGGAGAGUACUUAAAAAUAUACGCCAUUGAUGAAAAGCGAACUGUAGAAUGGUCUGAAUUGCCACCUGAUGUGACUGCAACCAGAUUUUCCUGGUACAAGACAUAUUUUGAUGUCCCUGGUGGAGCAGAUCCCAUUGCCAUCGAUUUGAGUAGUCUGGGGAAGGGUCAGGUAUGGGUCAAUGGCCACCACAUUGGAAGGUAUUGGACGUUAUAUGCUCCCAAAGAUGGAUGUCAAACAUGCGAUUAUCGUGGUGCUUACGAUUCCAACAAGUGUUUAACAAACUGCGGGGAACCUACUCAAUCUUGGUAUCACAUACCGCGAUCAUGGGUUCAGGCUUCAAAUAAUCUUCUUAUCAUCUUUGAGGAGACAGAAAAGACCCCCUUCGAGAUUUCCAUCAAAGCGCAUUACACAGAAACCAUCUGUGGAAAGGUCUCAGAGGAUCAUUCCCCUCCCCUACAUGCCUGGUCUCUACCAGAGACCAUAAAUGGAACUGUUUUACUGAAUCAUAUGGCACCUGAAUUGUACUUGCACUGCGAUGCUGGAAACACAAUAUCCUCUAUAAAGUUUGCAAGCUAUGGAACUCCUCAAGGCAGCUGCCAAAAUUUUUCUAGAGGCGAUUGCCACGCACCCAAUUCAUAUGCGGUUCUCUCUCAGGCUUGUUUGGGAAGACAAAAUUGUUGGAUAAAUAUAUCAAACGACGCAUUUGGAGGAGAUCCUUGCCAUGGUGUUGUCAAGACUUUAUCCGUUGAAAUGAAAUGCUCACCAUCUUCCUCUCUAAUGUGAUCCGCCACCUCUUCGACUUCAUAUCUCAACUAUUGACAAAUUGAUAGCACCAUCAUGAAAAUAGCUUUCUAGUGAUACCCAUAUAUUGUGUAUUGAGAGGAGUUUAUUUACAUUUUACAUUAAUUAAAAGGCUAGUUUAGGACU
Messenger RNA from Salvia miltiorrhiza (redroot sage), 3700 nucleotides. Its product is annotated as beta-galactosidase 9. The record is from RefSeq and is a predicted model, not a curated record. Gene Ontology annotation, cellular component: vacuole; cell wall. Lineage: Eukaryota; Viridiplantae; Streptophyta; Magnoliopsida; Lamiales; Lamiaceae. Gene Ontology annotation, biological process: carbohydrate metabolic process. The transcript has 16 exons. Gene Ontology annotation, molecular function: beta-galactosidase activity; carbohydrate binding. The coding region runs from base 1403 to 3556 and encodes 717 amino acids.